Talpa occidentalis (Iberian mole) is the source of this 2882-nucleotide messenger RNA. RefSeq names its product RFNG O-fucosylpeptide 3-beta-N-acetylglucosaminyltransferase (gene RFNG). Gene Ontology annotation, molecular function: O-fucosylpeptide 3-beta-N-acetylglucosaminyltransferase activity. The transcript has 9 exons. Gene Ontology annotation, biological process: pattern specification process; regulation of Notch signaling pathway. Gene Ontology annotation, cellular component: Golgi membrane. The coding region runs from base 1 to 1029 and encodes 342 amino acids. NCBI's taxonomy places the organism in Eukaryota, Metazoa, Chordata, Mammalia, Eulipotyphla, Talpidae. The record is from RefSeq and is a predicted model, not a curated record.
AUGAGCCGCGCGCGGGGCGCGCUGUGCCGGGGCUGCCUCGCCGCGGCCGCCGCCCUGGCCGCGCUGCUGCUGCUGCCGCUGCCGCUGCCCCGCGCGCCCGCCCCGGCCCCGGCGCCCGCCCCGGCCCCGGCCCGCCGCCCCGGCCCGCCCGCCGCGCCCCGCCUGCGGCCCGACGACGUCUUCAUCGCGGUCAAGACCACGCGGCGGAACCACGGGCCGCGCCUCGCGCUGCUGCUGCGCACCUGGAUCUCCCGCGCCCGCCGGCAGACGUUCAUCUUCACCGACGGGGACGACCCCGAGCUGCGGCUGCAGGGAGGGAGCCACGUGGUCAACACCAACUGCUCGGCUGUGCGCACCCGCCAGGCGCUGUGCUGCAAGAUGUCGGUGGAGUACGACAAGUUCAUCGAGUCAGGGCGCAAGUGGUUCUGCCACGUGGACGAUGACAACUACGUGAACCCCCGGGGUUUGCUGCAGCUGCUGUCCGCCUUCUCCCCCAGCCAGGACGUGUACUUGGGGCGGCCCAGCCUGGACCACCCCAUUGAGGCCACCGAGCGGGUCCAGGGAGGUGGAACCGUGACCACCGUCAAGUUUUGGUUCGCGACUGGGGGUGCUGGUUUCUGCCUGAGCCGGGGCCUCGCCCUCAAGAUGAGCCCUUGGGCCAGCAUGGGCAGCUUCAUGAGCACGGCAGAGCGGGUGCGGCUGCCGGACGACUGCACCGUGGGCUACAUCGUGGAGGGGCUGCUGGGCGCCCACCUGCGGCCCAGCGCGCUCUUCCACUCCCAUCUGGAGAACCUGCGGCGCCUGCCGCCCGACAGCGUGCCUCAGCAGGUCACACUGAGCUACGGGGGUCCAGAGAACCCCCAGAACGUGGUGAACGUGGCCGGAGGCUUCAGCCUGCAGCAGGACCCCACGCGGUUCAAGUCUGUCCACUGCCUGCUCUACCCCGACACGGACUGGUGUCCUGCAAGGCAGCAGGCCCACCGCGCCUCCCAAGGACCCUCAGCCCGCCCAGGGCCGGCUCUGCCAUAGGGAGACACCCAGCCCACGCCGGCCUCCGCCCACCAUGCACCACGCUGGAGGAGCAGGUGUGGGGCCUUCCCCACACCCUGCCGUUUGCUGGGAAUAAAGGGGGGGCUGGCAUGGGGCCUGUCCUCAUUCCGCUCAGAGGGCCCACUGAGGGGGUGCCCUGUCCGGCCCUGAACUGGAAGGAGAAUGCUGGGGUCCGCAGGCCCGAAGCCCGCCCGAGGAGGACCAGGGAGUAGUCCUGAGGUGGGCAGAAACCCCCACCGCCAUGAGGGGUGCUGGGCGGGGCGCCGGUGAAGGGCGGUCCCCCUGUCACAAGAGGCCGCCUCCCAGCCAGGUCAUCCACCCUGGAAACGGGGCCUGGGCUCACCGCACCUCUGGGCGUCUAAGCCCCCACCCCGCUCUGCUGGGGAGCCCCACCUAUGCCCAGUGCCGUGCCCCCCCUGUCUGCGCCUGCGCAGGUGCGGAGCCUUCAAGGGCAGCGGCCCUGGGGAGGGCGGGCAGACCCAGGGCAGGCACCCGCGGGUCACUGGCAGGGCAGGCUCCCGAAGCCAACUGUGCGGGGCGGUGCCGGUGGGCACAGAUAUCCUUAGCGGGGAGGUGCUGCGGACCCGUGCCGCUCGCGGACAGCUUGGGGGUGCCUGCCCGCUGGGGCGUCUCCCCCAGAACCGACCCCCGCGGAAGCGCAGACGGGCAGGGGCUGGGCCGGGGCUCUCAACGGCAGGGAAAGAGAACCUUCCAGAAUGCUGGUUUAGGCCCCUUGACCUCUCUGCAGGCUGGGGGGAGGGUGGGGGGUGUCUCCCCCCGGGAGUGCCGGCCCGGCCCACUUGCUUAGCGUCCCAGGACCGCGGUCGAGCUGGGCCCGCGCUGGGCGCGCGCCUCUGAGUGCAGCCGAGUUCGGACGGGCGCUUCCAGGCUGGGCUCUGGCUGUGCGAGCAGGUCUCAGCAAGGACUUUUGAAAGUCAACACCGAUGAAACUCUGCAUUGGAGCAGCCCUAUGUUUGUACCGGAGUUUGAAUUUAUUAAAAACAUUCCGGGUCUCCCUGUGGCCUGGGGUCAGUCUCAGGCUCUCUCUGCCGUAGCCUGAGUGCAUCCCCGGCCAGGGAGCGACCCACACGGCGCAGCAGACCCUUCCCGUCUCCCCACUGCUCCCCUCGGCGGUGGUUUCCAGUGGAUCCGCCUGUUCUGCUCCCCGCUCUGUCUCUGGGGAGUCCUCUGGCCUGCACCCCAGCUCUUGUAUGCAGAAGUAAACCUUUCUUAAAAAAUAAACUACGCUAUUUAAAAAACACCCGGCCUCCCUACUGCACUAUGAAGCUGCAGUCUCUGCAGCACGAGUUCGAUCCCCGGCUGGCCAGAGAGAACAGGGCGCAGCAGACCUCUCCUGUCUCGCCCACUGCUCCCCUCAGCAGUGGAUUUUGUCUGGCUGUUCUGUCUCUGGGGAGUCCUUGCAUCCCCCAUACCUCUGGCCUGUACCCCAGAUCUUGUAUGCAUAAAUAAGUACCUUAAAAUCUUAAAAAAAAAAAAAAAUAGAAAAUUGAAAGAACGGGGUGGAGAACUGGAGACCGAAAUCCAGCACGUAGCCCUAGUCAGCACCCCCAAAAAAUACAAUGCCCAGAGGUGAGCCACACAGCAAGGGCAAAGCCUCCCCGUGGGAGCGAGACAGUCACCUUGGCACCCUGCCCGGCCCCGCUGCCACCUGACCCAGCCCCGGUGCCCUCUGCUGCUGACAUGAUAUGCCCACCCCAGGGCACCCGAAAGCGUGGAGCCGUGCAGAUGGGGGACUACCUUCCUCCCAGCUACGUGGGUCAUCGGGAAGCAAGAGUCACGCAGCGGCACUCACACACGGGCCCCUGCUGGGC